AUGGCUUUGUAACAGGAGGCGCCAAGGAGUUUAAGUACACAUAACUCGCACACAGGAGAGAAAAUGACGAAAGUUCCUCAGGGGUUUGAUUUCAGUUUCCUAAACGAGGAAGAAGCCAGGAAGAUCCUCCAGGUACUGGAAAGAAAUGAGGAACUCCGGAGGGCAGAGAAGGACAGGAUCAGCAAACUUCAAAAGACAAAGAGGGAUAUCAGAUGGCUUCAAGGAGCAACUGGUGAAUGGUUUGAAGAAAUUCAAAGAAAGAAAUUUUGCAAUGAAACAGAUGUUAACCAGAUGUUAAAACCUCCACUUACAUAUAGGCUACAGAAGGGGAUGGCAAAAAAUGAUCCGACGGAAUUACAAACAUCAAGAUCUAAAAGCCUAAUAAACCAAAAACCAUCUGUUUCUCCCCGAAUGAGCUUUCGGUCAUCCUUUGCUUCACUGUUCUCAUUCAGAAGAUCUGCGAAGGAGACUCUUAAACUUCCGUCUCAGAGACCAAACGGGCGGGAUGACCGUGUAAGACCUUCAGCAUCUGUGAGGGGGACAGCUGCGGCAAAAAUAUACAAUUCACCUGUUGGGAAUCAACCAGUUGCCAGUGUGUUUGUUCCUAAGCCAGCCAUCAUGAGGGAGGAGAGCGGUAUGCCUCCACCCUGGGACGCUUCCCUGCUGGAGAGGGAGCUUUUCCAAGUUUUAGAUGAUUUGGACAAUAAGCUGGCUCAGGAACAAUCUGCAGGCUUGAUGAAUACCACAGUGCCAUUCGACUACGGAUCGAGAACACAGUUCAAGCUGUCUCACAGGAACAGGCAUGGUCAGAGCAUAGGAAGGCAUCAAAACUACCAUCGUGAAACUUCCAACAUGUCUAUCUAUGACAUCUUGAGACCUGGAACUCCUAGAGAAGGCUUUAAAACCUUUUCUCCUAGGACAAAGACAAUUUAUGAUAUGUAUAGGACCAGGGAGCCCAGAAUCUUAAAGGAAGACUUCAUGCAAAAGAAUGCAUUUGGUAGUGCAUCUCUGUGCUUCGACAGCCGGGAAAGAUCAGCCUCACCUGCUGCAGGGCGUUUUACUGCCAGGAGUUUACACUUUCCAGCCGAUGCUCAAAACAAGAGUAGUUUUACACCAGUGAGACACCAGCAAAGCCCCAAAAGGACUCCUUUAUCAUCCAUCAUAUGGAAUAGGUCAGAUGCUUCUAGACAUAGGCAGAAUUGGGAAGAAUCACUGGGGGUACCAGCACCAAUGGACAUUGACCCUGAUGAGCAAUGUGUGCCCUCUAGGUGUUUUCAGGAAAGUAGGAGGUAUGAGGUGUGCCAUUCACAGAACACUUACCAAAGCUACCCUUUAAAUAUCCCUGUGGAUAAUGCAAUAAGUCCUGACACAUUGGAGAACUCAGAGAAUAUGCCAUUCUACCGUCAGAAUAACCCAUUUGCAAGGUCUUUCUUUAGUAGUACCUUCAGACAGAGCAGAGAACAGAGAUUUGGACAGAAUUCUUUUUGGAGCCGACAGGAAGAACAUUCUUCCUGGUCUGACUUUCCCCAGAGCAGGAAGCCAUUCCCUUCUGACAAGGACUUUGAAAUGAUUCCUGUUGAAGCAAACAGGGCGGCAUCUGUUUGCAGCCAUGGUGUCCCUUCUCAGCACUGGAGGCCACGUUCUCCUGGCUGUGGAACAUACGUUUUCAGAGGUCAAGAAGAUUCACAUUGCUGGCGAUCUGAUUUUCAAACAUCCCCACUGGAGAACAUGGACACCUCACAUGUUAAUGAGAACCAGUUUCCACCCCAUUUUGUCACAGCAGAUGGGUUUUCUAUAACUGACUCAAGCUGUCACAUCCAGUCUUCUGGGCUGGACUCCCAGCAGGGCCACUUCCCUAUAGAAGAAGCUGUAGAAGAGGGCCCUUAUUUGUUCGGCAAGGCUCAGACUCCAGUCUCUUCAUUCAGAUCUCCCUUCCCACUGAGUCUCGAUGACAGAAGGGAGACUCAGAGUUACAGCUUCCAGAAUUCCACAGCUUCUUUACAGAAAAUAGUCCCUAAUAAGCCAGACUCUCUUCCAAUAAGAAACUGUACAGAAGUUCCUGUGGCUUGUAGCCAUUCUACAGAAUCUCUGUCUCUUACUGAAACCCAGCCCAACAUCCCAGUCACAAAAAUGAACAGUGAGACAGAUAUGGAUGCGUCUAUUUAUGAGGAUGAACAGCUAAACAAGGUGGGCCAGAAAAACAGGCCAGCUGGGUUACCUCAAUCUGUUUCACAGACAGUGGUCUCUAAUGAUUUACCUGAUUUUCAAAAUGCCCACUCCCAGGAUUCAACCCAAAAUGGCAGGUAUGGUUUUAAUGCAUCUGCCACAGAACAUCCCAAAGGAUCAUCUAGGGUCUUUUCCAGGAAAGGUACUUCCCAAAUUCAUACAACACAAAGAGAUCAAAGCAAUGAACUGAACAAAAAUAAAUGUCUUUCUGGAGACAGGAGACUUGACUCAGGAGCUUCCCUGCCUUUCAUCCAAGAAAGUGGAACAUCAACAUCUCUUCCCAGCCCAAAUCAAGGUUGUCACCAGAAAACAGGAACUAAUGAAGACAGUUCAAGCACCAUUAAAAAUAGCCAUUGGUGCUUUGAACCCACUGCUAACCAAAAAUCACAGCUUUCCAGGGAGCCUGCUACUUUAGAUCUUGAGCGACAGCAAAGUCCUUCCACUCAUUCUACCAAUGCCAGCAAGCUGGUCGCUGGGCACAAUCUCUCACGAGAUCCUUUAUGUGUGUCAUCAGAUGCACCCCAAGAUUCUUUCCUUGGUGCUCUUCUGGUACCUUCCACUACAGUGUUCUCCAGGAGCCUUUCAGACCAAGAGCCAGGUCAAGAACAACGAGAAGAAAAAGACAAGGCUACCAAGAACCAAAAUAAUCAGCUGGCUGUAAAUUCUGCAGACAACCAAGAGAGUCAUGAUGGUCCUGCACUUCUGCAUGAUGCUGUUCACUGCCACCCAUACUCUCCCUUCAAGAAUGGGAGGGGGAAGGGAAGAGUAAGGCGCCGUGUAUCCUGUAUUGAGAAGCUAACCAAAACAGAGAGUAGAGUGUCACCCACAAGAGAAGGCAGUAGCUGUGCUGAGGACCCAAGCAGCAUCAAAGCUCCUGAGCUCAGCACAGUCUAUUGCACCUUGCCAAGAAAACCAGCCAGCUUUCUCAUACACAGCAGACAGCAGGAAAGUAAGGUAAUGGCUGCUUCAGUUAGGAAUGGGCCACCUCCAUUCCAAAUAAAAAAUAAAGUGGAAGUUCCCACUAGAAAGAGCACAUCUGACAAGCCCAGUUCUCCCGAAUCAAUGGGUGAUGCUGCAAAUUCAAUCAUGGGGAUACCCAAAGCCACCAAGAGGAUGACAGAUAUGAAAGCCAUUAGAUCAGCCUCAGUUAGGAAAGGACCACUCCCUUUCCUCAUUAAGAGGGCAGUAUCCUGUCCUUCAGGGGAGCCAUGUACCUUGGCUGAAAGUGGUGAAAGAGAAAAGUCACCAGUCCUGGACAUGGAUGCUUCUCCUGUAAUACCCAGGCUUUCGGGGAGACUCUUUAACUCUCUGGAAGGUGAAUCAUCAUUUAGAUUUUCUGAAAAGGAACUUGCUCAAGAACACACUGGAAAGAGUAGUGAGCCUCUGGCCCCCAGAAUGAACUCAUUUACCCUUUCAAACAAAACCCCCGAACCUUUGUGUGCAACUGGAUCAGGAAAAGAAAGUGGGACAGCAUUACAUAAGUUUAAGACGACUAGCAUGUUUUCUGUUUCUGGCGAUGAAGAGAAUGUGAAGUGUCUUGAGGUGGUUUCAAUAUAUUAUACUCUACCAAGGAAACCCAGCAAAAAAUUCUGCAGCCUCCUUCAGCAGUACGCACAAGGUACCGAUUCACUUAGAGAUGCUUUUCAGGGAGAGGCUAAAGCAUCUCCUAAUGCUUUAGAAGCCGAUGAGCUGAGUUGUGCUGCACGAAUGCAGUCAGGAAUACCUUCACCGCAAGACCUAAAGAUGCAGGUUGACUCUGCUCCACACUGUCUCUCCCACAGCCCUGAAAGUAAGGCUGUCUCCCAGUUGCCAGACAGAGAGACUUCCAAAUCUACACCAGAGGAAAUGGCUUCUGUGGGGUCAGAUGUUUCUCUUCACAGAGAAGAACCUAAGAUGGAAGAGAUUUCCCCAAGUAAUGUAUCUAAAACAGCUGAUUCGCUAAGCCAGGAAAAGAGAGAGAAAGAACUGCUAAGGCAAAUCCUACAGAGCCCAUCACUGCAUCAGGAAAAAGGUGCUGGGGAAGAAAACACUAAGAGCCAUCAACAGCCCUCUAAAGGAGGAAGCAGUGGUCCCUCUGGUCUCCCAUCCCACUCAGAAGAUAAUGUUGAAAAUUCCCAAACCAGAAGAGAUUCUGGACCGUGUGCAGGUGGCAUGGCCACUAUCUCUACAGGAAAUGGACAGUAUCCUUGGAGAGAUCACAUGGCUGCGGUUGUAGGUGACCAUUCUAGUAGGUCACAGCCUAGGGAAACCAGUGGGACAACUGGGUCAUACUGCCAAAAUCUGACUGAUAAAAUGCUCUCUGACUCAGAAAGCCAAGCCUUUACUCUGAUGCCUGCAUUUCGUAAGCUGCAGCUUGCUGAAGAGGCUCAGACAGGGGGAGCAGGUCUGCAGUCAGAACCCAGGCAGGCAGGAAGUCAGGAAAUAAAUACAACAGAGAUGAGGAAGGUUGAAGAUGAAGGACAAAUGUUGACAUGGGAUCAAACUUUACUUCCUAGAGGAAAUAAUAAAAAUAAAAUCAACACGGAUGACCUAGAAACAAAAGACAGAUACUCAGGUAAACAUAGAUUGGCAGCCAUAUCUAAAGCAAGCAAAAAAAUCCCAGUUAAGGAUUUAAGUCCCAGAAAACAUGUAGCUACUAUCUUCUCCCAAAGUGAAGGCAAAUCUGGCUUUAGGAGGCUCUCUCUUUAUAGACCAGAGGACAACCCUCCAUCCCCUGAACCUAUUGUAAAAUCCACAGAGUCCUCAGAUGAAAGCAGCCCCAUGAAUAUGGACAAAUGUGAGACCCUUCUCCAGGAGACCACAGUAUCUAGCCCUGAGCUUCCUGGUCAGUCCUGCAACCAAAAUUCUGCUAACAUUUUGCAAGCACAUCUGAAUGGGUCACACAGCAUCUUAGAAACACCACCAAAGAGCAAGGGUUCUAAAGCUCAGAUUUCAGAAGAGUUGGGAGCCCCAGCUCAGCUUACACCAACCAGCUCCUUAGAAAAAAGCGCUGGCUAUCAGCAGAGGUUAAGCCCUUCUUUCCUCGUAGAGCCUAUACAGAAAUCUACAAUAAACUCCCACUGUCAGCUGCGGCACAGGAGUGUCCCAUCUCCAGAGUCAGAACCUGAGCCACACCUCUAUCGGUCAAAGAGUUUAAGAAACUUCAAUAUGCACAGCGACCUGUUGUGUACAAGCCACCCUCCCAAAGCCAGGGGGCGCCACUUCUCCGAAAACACUUCCAUUGACAAUGCUCUGAGUCAACUGACCCUUGAAGAUGACUCCUUCCCCAACAGUGGGUACAAUCGAAGAUUCAAAUCUUUUUCUGAGCUUCCUGCCUCUUACGAAAGUGAAAGUUGGACUUCACAUAACAAUGGGACACGAGGUCCCAAGUCCACCUCAUCCAUUUCCAGGCCUAUUGACUAUGGAAUUUUUGGGAAAGAGCAGCAGUUGGCUUUCUUGGAGAAUGUCAAACGGUCACUCACACAGGGAAGAUUAUGGAAGCCAAGUUUCCUGAAGAACCCUGGCUUCCUCAAGGAUGAUGUACUUAAUGCUUCCAACCUGCCGCAGUCAGAGCUGGUAAAGUCUCCUGCGGGUCAGGCGCCAGAAGACGGCUUAUUUCCAAGUGAGCCACUUAAUAUCUACAAGGACGACCCAGUGGACCCACUGGACUCAGACUGGGACACAGACACAACCACAGAUGACGAGUACUACCUGGAUGAAAAUGAUAAAGAGUCAGAACUAUGAGACUUUUGUGAGAAACUGCAUAAUAUAACACUGUCGUGUUUUGCUUUUUACCCAAAGCUUACCAUGGAAAUUAUUCCAAUAAUUAUAGACAGAAAAAAGAGAGCUGGUUUGGGAAGCGGUCAAUCCUUUUCUAUUCCAUUCUUUUUCCCUUCUGAAUUCUAAGAGCAAUGCCCACUGUUCUUGAAGGGUUUUGUGUGUUUGUUUUCCCUGCUAUGUUUUUCUUGGUAUGUUUGAACUUGGCCCUCCUUGUCUCUAAGCCACUUUCCAAUGUUAGCACUAUUUUCUCUGUCGUAAUUUCUCUUACCUCUAAUAGUUUAGGGACAUGUUCGACCUUGUGACUCAUUAAUUACCCAGCACAGCUGCAAAACUGAAUUGCCUCUGUCCACAGCCUGAAUUCCAGCUACUAAAUAUAACGUAGGGAAAGCAAUAGUGGGGUAAAAUGCCAGCAUGGUGUGUGCAUAUGUUUAUGCAGUGUCUACAGAGGCCAGAAGAGGGCACUGGAGUCCCUGGAAUGGGAGGAACAAAUGGUUGUUAGAGGUCACAUGGGUUCUGGGAAUCAAACCUGGGUCCUCUGCAGGAGCUGCUAGUGCUCUUAACCACUGAGCCUUCUCCAGCCACACAAUAAAUGAGCAUCCUUGUUAUGCCCUGUUCUGUGGGCAUCCUUUCACAUCAGUAGUGGAUUCUUGACACACAUUUAGAGAACAUGUUAGGCUAUAAAUGAAGGGUUAGUUCCAUAGUACCUUUGGGGAUUUUCUCUGAGACAGUUGUGCUGAUUGGCUGAAUUUUUGAAGGCUAAAUUUUCAUGCUUAAUGCUUGGGUAAAACCCAAAUGACUGAGCAGCAUGGCUUGGCUACAGAGACAUAGCUUAUGGACGGAGAUGAGCAGAUUUAUUGGGCCAGCAUGAUUGCUGCUCUUUCUGUGACUUAUUUUUCCCAUCUCUCCAGACCUAUGCAGUGCCCAUUUCCUUAUUUAUAGCCCAAUCUUGGCGUUUGUAAACUUUUCUCACAUAAUUUCUUUAUGUAUAGCCCAGGUUCUAUAAUUUGAGGAAUUUUUACAUGACAUCAGGUAUAUACAUACAUAAAAUAGAUAUACAAAUCAAACAUUCACUGAUAACUCAAUUUUAUUUUGGAACAGUUUUCUAGCUUACACAAAUUUACCAUUUGUUUAAGGUAAAAACAAACACACCAAUGAGAUGGUUAUAUAGUACAUCUAAGGACAUACUAACACUAAUGUUAUCCACAUGCUGGGGAAUAGAGUGGGCUUUCUAAAGUCUUGGUUGUCUGUAAUUGCAUUUAUAUAUGAGAAGAAAUCUUUGCAUGUACAAUAAAAACAGUGCAGUUCAGAACAGAAUAUCAGAUCUCGCCCCUUCCCUUCCUCUACCUCUCUUCCUGUGUUCUUUCUUCCUCUCCCUCCUCACAGUACCAGAGGCCUGCUGUGUGUUUGAGUCAAGGCUACAGUGAGGUCAUACCAUGCACCAUGGGUAAGCACUGCCAGAAUUCUUUAUGUGUUUAAUUUUGGGUUAAUUUUUGUUUGGUACACAUUCAGAGACCUUUUAUUGUUGCUUUUUUUUUUUCAACCCUACACUCAAUUCUGUGAAGACCCACAGUUUAAGACUCUUUGGACUAAGAUGCUUUUGGUGAGGCAUUCAGUGGGAACCUUAGAUGAGUCCUUAAAAUUCGAAGUCAUAUGUGAUGUCUGGGAACCACUUGGCUCCUCUGCUGAACCGUUUUUGUCAAACCCUCAUGCACAUUUAACUCUGAGCUCCGAAUGUACUGUAAAAUCACUUGCGAUACCCAUUGCUAAUCUGGCUUCCUACUUCUUUAGUUGCUGCAUAGAGUAUCUGGGGCUUUCUUGCCUCGUAAUUCAAGGCGAAAGUCUAUGAAUGAGGGUGGUCUAGACCUGCAGGCAACAUGGAAUUCGGGGUCUCAAUACAGGACUGGAUUUCUUCUUGUUCUAUAGGUGUUUCUGACAUACUUUUAUUUCCCACUGUUCAUCCAGAGAAGCUGAAGCCGAGGGCAGGUAUUGGCAAAGCAUAUACAUGUCUGGCACGGACACAAAUACAAGGAGGAUCAAUACAUUAUUCUUGCCCUCAUAAUUGUUGUCUGAUCUGGGCUAGUUUACAUUGGUUCCAUAAAACUUGAAACUUAGUGAAGGUAAGGUCACUAACAGGAAAACCUUUCCUUAAACCUGUCCACUCAAACUUUGAGCUCUGGCUAAAGCUCAAAAAGAUGCCUAAUAGAAUUUUAAACCAGCUCUUCUGGAUGGAUCAAAAAUUGAAUAGAAACAAGAAAAAAUCAAUUUCUAGUUUAAUGCUGUGCUUGUACAUAUGCCUUUCCUCUUUUGCUAUUUGAUUAUUUAAGUAAAACUCUCAUAUAGUAUGACUUUUGUGUAUAAGUUUAAUAUAUUCAGAGAUUUUAACAUUAAGGUCUUUGUUGUUAUUUUAUGUGAUCACCAUGAGAUACUAUUUCAAUAAAUAUUUUGUGUCUAUAGGAGUCUAGAAAAGGUGACAGGAAGUUAUCUUGCUUUUCAACAAGGUGAGGCUCUGAGAAAGGGAAGUCAGAGUAAGAAAGGACAAAUGCUUUGGGGCUCAGGCUCUCUGUGCUGGAACCUUCUAUCCAUAUCGAAGGCUGCCCCUCAGCCAUUGCUUGUCUGCACUAUGUGUAAGGACUACCUGUUUGUCAGGCUGAGGGAUUGGGAAAACAGUAAUUUCACAAAAAUAGAAUAGCAUCUCUACAGUUUUAUAGUUUUAUGAAGCACUUCGUUGAAGAAGUAUAGAGAAUUUCAAGAAUUUCUUUGUGUUUUAUGUAAUAUAUAAACUGCUGGGUUUUUUGAUGCACAUUUUGGGCAUAGCUGUGGUAACUUCAAUGACAGUCAUUUUAUAUUGUUUUUUUUUCUAAAAUAUAUAAUCAUUAUUAAACUUUCUUGUAAAUGGAAUAAAACACUAAUCAAUACUAAUAAGUGCCUAGGAAAUUAUGAGCUUGCUUAAAUAUUAGGAUAACACAACUAUAUAAAUUGUGUUAACUUUGUUCAAAAUGGAGUUUAAGAAGUUUAUUUUACUCUGUAGACACUUCUGAAUAGUUUACUCUUAUAUCAUUAAUACAUGGAUCUUAACAAAACUCUAAUUGCUAUUACCAUGAAUUUGGUUAAGGAUAAGCUCAAAAGAGAAAACUGUUUUGUAUAGGAAAUAAAGAUGAGUCACAAGGGUGCUAAAAGAAGCCUACUGAGGUUGUGGAAAACAUGAGAUUCAAAUGGAAACUCACAUCUCUGUAAAAACAGAUUCCCAUACUGAAUGCUGGCAUGUUCACACGGGCCUCAUUGCUUGGAGUUUACUGCAUAAUAGAGCUGUAGAAUAAUCUAUCUAGAUGUACAGUAUAAAUAUGUAAAUAUUUUACUUUGCAAGUUUGUAUUACUACUUAAAGGCUCUUUGUGACUGAUAAUUCUGAAACAAUAAGCCAUAAUAAGCACUUUGUCAAAACUGUCAAAUAACCCUUUUAUGUUUUUCCUCAGAUCUGUUCCCAAAGUGUGGAAUAUGAAAUAUAGGAUGAAAUUUUAAAAUAACACUUUUGUGAAAAUAAAGAACUUAAACAGAU
Messenger RNA from Arvicanthis niloticus (Nile rat), 9539 nucleotides. The record is from RefSeq and is a predicted model, not a curated record. NCBI's taxonomy places the organism in Eukaryota, Metazoa, Chordata, Mammalia, Rodentia, Muridae.